This is a messenger RNA of Lodderomyces elongisporus, 870 nucleotides long. RefSeq names its product ubiquinol--cytochrome-c reductase catalytic subunit (gene CYT1). The record is from RefSeq and is a predicted model, not a curated record. Gene Ontology annotation, biological process: mitochondrial electron transport, ubiquinol to cytochrome c. Lineage: Eukaryota; Fungi; Ascomycota; Pichiomycetes; Serinales; Debaryomycetaceae. The transcript has a single exon. Gene Ontology annotation, molecular function: electron transfer activity; heme binding. The coding region runs from base 1 to 870 and encodes 289 amino acids.
AUGUUCAAGUCAGCUUUCAAAAUGGCUAAUCAGCCUCUUGUGCAAAAGUUCAUUGCAGGUGGUGUAGGUGUCACUGGAUUAACCGCAUCUUAUUUAUUAUACCAAGACUCCAUGACUGCCAACGCAAUGACUGCAGCUGAGCACGGUUUACACCCUCCAUCAUACAAUUGGUCACACAAUGGUAUGUUUGAGACAUUUGACCACGCCUCAAUUAGAAGAGGAUGGCAAGUUUACAAAGAAGUUUGUGCUGCAUGCCAUUCAUUGGAGAGAAUUGCUUGGAGAAACUUGGUUGGUUCUUCACACACUACUUCUGAAGCUAAGGCUAUGGCCGAGGAACUUGAAUACGAUGAUGAGCCAGAUGAUGAAGGUAAACCAAGAAAGAGACCAGGUAAAUUGUCAGAUUACGUUCCUAGUCCAUACGAGAAUGAGCAAGCUGCAAGAGCUGCUAACCAAGGUGCAUUGCCACCAGACUUGUCAUUGAUUGUCAAGGCAAGACAUGGUGGUUGUGAUUACAUCUUCUCCUUGUUGACCGGUUACCCAGAAGAGCCACCAGCAGGUGUCGUAUUGCCAGAGGGUUCAAACUAUAACCCAUACUUUCCAGGUGGAGCUAUUGCUAUGGGUAGAGUCUUGUUUGAUGAGUUGGUUGAGUACGAGGAUGGAACUCCUGCCACCACAUCACAAAUGGCCAAGGAUGUUACUACAUUCUUGAACUGGGCAGCUGAGCCAGAACACGAUGAAAGAAAGAAGUGGGGUUUGAAAGCCAUCAUUGUUAUCUCUUCAUUGUACUUGCUUUCUAUCUGGGUGAAGAGAUUCAAAUGGACUCCUAUCAAGAAUAGAAAAUUCAGAUUCGACCCACCAAAGAAGCAAUAA